Molecule: messenger RNA, 1870 nt
Organism: Daktulosphaira vitifoliae (grape phylloxera)
Lineage: Eukaryota; Metazoa; Arthropoda; Insecta; Hemiptera; Phylloxeridae
Exons: 3
Coding region: 148-1737 (529 amino acids)
Biological process (GO): carotenoid biosynthetic process
Molecular function (GO): oxidoreductase activity
Source: RefSeq, a predicted model, not a curated record
AGAAAAUUCUAGAAUUACUGUUUUGGGCUUCGAAACUAUAUUGCUACGAAAGAGCGAAGUAAUGAUAAAUGCUAUGUUAUAACCUGCCCUCUGCAUCACGACAUUUAUACCAACUGUACGAUAUCGUUACUUUGAUAAGUUUAUAAAAUGGUCAAAAUUUGCAUCAUUGGUGCAGGUAUUGGAGGUACAGCUACUGCAGCCAGAUUAAGUAAACAAGGAUUUCAAGUGGAAGUAUAUGAAAAAAACUCGUAUAAUGGAGGAAGAUGCUCAUUAAUCAGACACAAUGGUCAUCGUUUUGAUCAAGGCCCAUCUUUAUACUUAAUGCCAAAAAUAUUCGAAGAAACUUUUAAUGAUUUGGGAGAAGAUAUUUACAAUCAUAUAGAACUUUUAAAAUGUACAUCAAACUACAAUGUUUACUUUCAUGAUGGAGAAACUUUUGAACUAACAACUGAUAUGUCUAAAUUGCAACGAUCCUUAGAAAAAUUUGAAGGUAGUGAAGAAAAUACAUUACUACGUUUUCUAAAUUAUUUGAAGGAAACCCAUAUACAUUAUCAAAGAAGUGUAAAAGUGGCUUUAAAAACUGAUUUUCAGCAUUGGUAUAACUUUUUUCAUCCAAAACAUAUUCCUGAUGUAUUGAAACUUCAUUUAUUUGACACUGUUUACAACAGAGCUUGUAAAUAUUUCAAAAGUGAUUAUAUGAGAAAAGCCUUUACAUUUCAAACAAUGUAUUUAGGAAUGUCUCCAUAUGAUGGAUUGGCUCCUUAUAAUUUGUUGCAAUACACUGAAUUAGUUGAAGGUAUAUGGUAUCCAAAAGGUGGUUUUCAUAAAGUUAUAGAAAGCUUAGAGAAUAUUGCUAAAGAACUGGGAGCUAAAUUCUACUAUAACAAUGAUGUCAAAGAAAUAGUUAUUAACAAUAAUGGUGAAGCAAAAGGAAUUAAAUUUAAAAAUGGUGAAGUAGUUGAUAGCGAUAUAGUGAUUUGUAAUGCUGAUUUAGUUUAUGCGUACAAUAAUUUACUGCCAAAAACUAAUUAUGCUCAAAAACUCGGUAAAAAAGAACUUACCUCUUCUUCUAUAUCAUUUUACUGGUCAAUGAAUCAGAUAAUACCACAAUUAAAAAUCCAUAAUAUAUUUUUGGCUGAAAAAUAUAGAUCAAGUUUUGAUCAAAUAUUUAAAGAUCAUACAUUACCAGAUGAACCUUCAUUUUAUGUUAAUGUUCCUAGUAGACUUGAUCCUACUGCAGCACCUGAAGGUAAAGAUACAAUUGUAGUUCUAGUACCAGUAGGACAUAUAACUGAUAAAAAUAUUGAUUAUGACCAAUUAAUCAGUCAAGCUAGAACACAGGUAAUCAAUACUAUAGAAAAGAGACUGAAUAUACCUAAUUUUAAAAAUAUGAUAGAACAUGAAUUGAUAAAUGAGCCUAGAACAUGGCAAAAAGAAUUUAAUCUAUGGAAAGGAUCUAUAUUAGGAUUAUCACACAAGUUAUUCCAAGUGUUAUGGUUCCGUCCUAGUCUUCAAUGUAAAAUAUUUAAAAAUCUUUAUUUUGUUGGUGCUUCUGUUCAACCUGGCACUGGUGUCCCAAUAGUACUAUGUGGGGCAAAAAUGUUAGAAAAACAAAUUUGUGACAGAUUUUUGAUCAAAAAUAAAGUUAAUGAAAUGAAUUAUAUAUCAAUAACUAUUUAUUUUUUAAUAGGUCUUUUAGUUAUGAUUUUAUUCUGGUAUAUAUGUCUAUUUUUUUGAAAGAAAAUUUUUAUUUUAUUUCAAUAUAUAUAUUUUUAUUAAAUUAUAAUUGAAUUUUCUAUUGAAUAAUUGGAUAUAAAAUAUUGAUGACUAAAUAAAACAUAAAGAUACUGUCAAUAUAAGAAAUAUAGGC